Molecule: messenger RNA, 1827 nt
Organism: Morone saxatilis (striped sea-bass)
Lineage: Eukaryota; Metazoa; Chordata; Actinopteri; Moronidae
Gene: fgf3
Product: fibroblast growth factor 3
Exons: 3
Coding region: 338-1075 (245 amino acids)
Biological process (GO): positive regulation of gene expression; fibroblast growth factor receptor signaling pathway; animal organ morphogenesis
Cellular component (GO): cytoplasm
Molecular function (GO): growth factor activity; fibroblast growth factor receptor binding
Source: RefSeq, a predicted model, not a curated record
UUCACACAGGGCUGAUACCUUUUGCCUCCCCCUUUCCUUUGUAUCAAUUGGUCGGAGUUCAGCCUAUUGUCGCCACAAGCUUCUUUUAUAUCUGCUCUCAGUCUGAGCACAGGCUCUCAGUCAGACUCGCAGGAGGGAUUUCCAGCAGCAGCAGCAGAGGCGUGGAGCGGAUCCUACCUCGGGGGCGGCUGUGCUGUCAGCGGUGUCUCUCUGGCUCGGAUGUGCGCAAGGCUGGAGCUCUGGAGCGUUGGGGCCCCGAGACUUUAAUGGGACCCCGAGAGCCGGGCAGGAGUUUUCGGUUUUUUCGCCAAAAUAGUUGCUUCCUGGCCAUGUCACAAUGCUGAUGAUACCUCUGCUGGUGUUGCUGAGCCUUUUGGAUCCCGUUAGUCCCCGGGCCAGCUGCGACCGGAGCCAGACUUGUGACCCCCGGCAGCGGAGGGAUGCCGGGGGCCGCGGAGGAGUGUAUGAACACCUCGGAGGAGCGCCGAGACGCAGGAAACUCUACUGCGCUACUAAAUACCAUUUACAAAUCCAUCCUAACGGGAAAAUAGAUGGCUCACUGGAGGAAAACAACCCGUUAAGCAUCAUGGAAAUCACAGCCGUGGAUGUGGGUGUUGUGGCCAUAAAAGGGCUUUUCUCUGGCAGAUAUCUGGCCAUGAACGACAAAGGCCGGCUGUAUGCCUCGGAAGUGUUCACCAGAGAGUGUGAGUUUGUGGAGCGAAUCCAUGAGUUGGGGUACAACACCUACGCGUCCCGCCACCAUUCCACGGAGCAGCCACUGCCACCAGGGGGCGGUAGCAGCAGCAAGCGGCGAGCCAGCGCCAAGCGGCAGUGGUAUGUUUCCAUUAAUGGCAAAGGCCGGCCGCGGCGAGGUUUUAAAACCCGAAGCACGGACAAAGCCUCACUUUUCCUGCCUCGGGUGCUGGGCAACAAGGACCAUGACAUGGUGAGGCGGCUGAGAGACAGUCAGAGUGCGCACCACCACACGCACCACCACCACAGCAGCAACCGCGGUGAGCACCGGAGACGCCGGCACCGUGCCAGGAAAGGCCAGGGCCGAAGGCAAGAUGACUGAGGAGACUUUUAGAAGAGGGAGCUGUGGCCCUAUGACUCAUCCAAACAUGGACCCCUAAUCUUGGCACAUAGCCUGCUGUAGCUUGAUUGCAACAGAAGAAAAAAAACAACUUGUUGGAUCCUGCCUUCUGGAAGUUUUUGUUGUUGAUGCACGGAAAAAAAUCCAUAGAAGGAAGAAGGAAAGAUGGGGCCACAACAAGCGUUGGGGCACAUAUAUCAGAGAGACUUUGUCACACACACACACAGCGGUAACAUCUUUUAUUUACUGAGGCCUGACUUCUUCAUAAUGCUACUGUCUUAAACAAAUCAUAUAAGUAGUUGAAAGGCUCCAUCUUUGUAAAGAGUUAUACUUUGGUACAAGAAAUCAUUUUACCAUCAACUUCACACAGAGCUAUUAUUGUAAAUACAGUAUGCACUAUGCAUGUACAGUGACUCUACUGCUUUGCAUUUGUGAAAUAUUUUGCUAUCUUGAAGUGCUUACAAACACGAUGGUUGUUGAAGAGAGGACUUUACACAGCAAAGCACUUUUAGUCAGAUUCACAUUAAGAAGCAGAGGGACACUGAGUGCGAGACAAGAUCCUGUUAAUAUUUUUGCAACAUUCUUACAAUGUGAUAGUCUACUGUCUGUAAACUUAAAGAUGUACUUUGUAUAUUGUACUAAUGAUAUGAAUAUUUAUUUGUUGCCUGUGUUGUAAGUUAUUCAUAAGAUUAUUUCUGCAUUAUGUUGCUGUUUGUUUCCACUCACCACCUGGU